Molecule: messenger RNA, 1068 nt
Organism: Drosophila arizonae
Lineage: Eukaryota; Metazoa; Arthropoda; Insecta; Diptera; Drosophilidae
Gene: mei-W68
Product: meiotic W68
Biological process (GO): DNA topological change; meiotic DNA double-strand break formation; reciprocal meiotic recombination
Cellular component (GO): nuclear chromosome
Molecular function (GO): ATP binding; DNA topoisomerase type II (double strand cut, ATP-hydrolyzing) activity; DNA binding
Source: RefSeq, a predicted model, not a curated record
AAGAUGUCUUCAGAUAAUAGUGAUAUAUUGCUUACUGUAGAGCAGAUUGUAUUGGAUUUGAUAACGAGCUUGAUGUCCUGUAAGAAAGUAACGCUAGAAAUACCAAAUAGCUGUCGUGAUUGGUAUACGAAAGACAACUACGAUAUAGUUGGCAAAUGUCGUAAGGUCGUAUACAGUGUCAAACGUAGUCGUCAUCGCUUUUGCCUGAUUGUCUAUCUCCUUGCGGAGAUUCAUCAAUUGCAUUUGACCGGAGGUAGUUGCACGAUACGGGGUCUGUAUUAUCGGAACACUCAGGUGGUUCGGUCCCAGUCCUACAUUGAUGCCGCUAAAAUGGAUGUUUGCCGUAUGCUAAACACGGCACCUGUUAAUCUGGGCAUUUUGUCAGCGUCGAAGGGACUAAUUACAGGAGACAUAAAGCUGCUCAUGAGCAACGGCGAUGUAUUGGAUUGCAAUGUAUAUUGCGGAGCUAUAACAUUGCCAACGGAUUUCGAAAAUGUGGAACGAAUCGUGACAAAUGCCGAAAUGGUUUUGAUCGUUGAAAAAGAGUCAGUUUUUGAGAGCUUGCUGGCUUGUAAUGCCUUGAGCACGUUUGGCUUACGUUUCAUAUUGUUAACGGGCAAGGGGUAUCCGGAUUGCACUACACGCCGUAUUGUAUACCGACUGACCGUCGAAUGCAAUUUACCGGCAUAUAUCCUAGUGGAUGCUGAUCCGUUUGGCAUUGAAAUAAUGCUUGUUUACCAGCUCGGCUCGCAGGCCAUGAGUUUCUCGGCCAAGAGUUUGGCCACACCAACGCUCCGUUGGAUUGGCCUGCAUCCAUCCGAAAUCGAUAGCAUUUCCAAUCGCUCGGUUCCUCUCACUCAGCACGACAAUAAGAAGAUUGUUGAUAUUUUGUCGCGCAGUAAUCUUAGUUUGGGUGUCAGGCAGGAGCUGUGCAGGCUGCAGCAAGUCCAGCUGAAAGCUGAAAUCGAGAGUGUUAUUGAUUUUCUAAGUCCCUACUAUAUACCCACUAAAAUCAAUAGAAAUUUGUUUAUAUGAUAUUGAUGCGAAUACAUUAUCAACUAUUAAUAU